AUGGGUAACACCACGGAUUUGCAGGAUUCCAAGAUGGAGAGCAAAACUGCUCGAGUGGAAUUCGUCGAAACUGAUGACACUGCUGUUGUGGAAUCAGCGUGUCUGUUCUGCGGUAAAACUGGUACAACUCGUAUUAUGUUGACCAAGAUUCCACAUUUUAGAGAUAUCAUUGUUAUCUCCUUUGAAUGUCCUACCUGCGGUUAUCGCAACAACGAACUUCAGCAUGCUGCGCCAUUGCAGGAUUACGGUGUCAAGAUUACGGCUAAGGUCUCAAAAACUGACCGACUAAACAAGCAAAUGGUGAUUUCUGGUUCAGCUACCUGUCGUAUAGAGGAGCUUGACUUUGAGAUGAAGCCAUUGGCAGAGAGGGGCUCAGUGACUACUAUCGAGGGUUAUUUAAUGAGGAUUUAUGAGUCACUGGACGAUCACAUUUUAUCCAUUGAGGAUGCGUUGCUGGCAAACCCUGAAAUCACAGUACAACUUACCACAGGAGAGGUGAAACACGCCUCAGAUUACAUCGAAAUGAUGAAAACUAUAAAGGAUCGUGUAUUCGACUACGCCGCAGGUUUAGAAGCUUUCACUUUGAUACUGGAUGAUCCUUCGGGUAACAGUUACAUUGAGUCGUCGGAUACUUUUACCGUAACCGUUGAGCGCUACGAACGUACCGAUGAGCAGCAGAAGAAACUAGGUUAUGCUGUCAAGGAAGACUUUAAGAAAGAGUUGGACCUGACCACCCCUAUGGAGGAUACCGAUGAUGUAGGCAAGGAAGGAUUUUCGUUACCGGUUGAGUGCCCUCACUGCGGUAACGAGGGUCGCAACAAGAUCUGUGAAGUUUUGGUACCAGGUUUCGGUCCCUGCGUGAUCAUGGCCUUUACUUGCGAGGGCUGUGGUGCGAAAUCAAAUGAAAUCAAACCUGGAGGUGGAUACAAGGACCGUGCAAAACGUUGGACUUUGACUGUGGACUGCAUCAGCGAUUUGAAUCGUGAUGUAAUCAUAUCGGAGACGGCUUCUGUACGUAUAGAACACCUGGAGAUGGACAUGUCUCCAGGUACACUAGGAGCUGCUUUUACCACUGUUGAGGGACUACUGGGUAAGAUAGUUGAGAGUUUGGAGAAAGCGUACCCUUUUGUUCUUGGUGACUCUGCUGAGGAUACACAUGCACCUCUUCGUGAAAAGGUUCGACAACUACAAGCACUGGCCUCCGGUGACCUUUCAUCACCGUUCGUUUUAGUUAUAGACGACCCAGCGGACCAUUCAUUUGUGGGUGCUCGUGCUUUGUAUGUAGGUGACGACUCUAAUCUUUCGGUGGAAUCAUACGACCGUACGCCUGAGCAGGACGAGCAGCUUGGAUUAACUGAUAUGAAAACGGAAGACUAUUAG
Babesia sp. Xinjiang is the source of this 1380-nucleotide messenger RNA. Its product is annotated as Zinc finger protein ZPR1. The record is from RefSeq and is a predicted model, not a curated record. Gene Ontology annotation, cellular component: nucleus; cytoplasm. Gene Ontology annotation, molecular function: zinc ion binding. The coding region runs from base 1 to 1380 and encodes 459 amino acids. The transcript has 8 exons. Lineage: Eukaryota; Apicomplexa; Aconoidasida; Piroplasmida; Babesiidae.